UAAAAAAAAAACUCUUUUUCUUUGAAGGACAAGCAGUCGGCAAAAAUCGAAGAGACCAACGUCGCCAAACCCAAUCCUCUGCUUUUCUUGAUCCACUGAUAAAUCAAGAAACCCAACAAACCAUGGCGGGCGAUGCGGUACGAAGCAAUCCCAAGAACAAGAGCCGGAAGAAGAAGAACAAGCGCGGUGGGACGAAGAAGAAGAUGACGGUCGAGCAGAGCGCGGCCUUCAGGUCAGUGACAGAGUGGGUCUUCUUGGAUUCUCAGUCCCCAUCUUCAUCAGCUGACGCUGCCGCUUCUUUCAUGGUGGAUGAUUUUGGUGUUCAGAAGAGCCUGGGGAGAGGUGGGCAGAGGGUGGUGUUCGAAUUGCACUGUCACUCCAAGUUCAGUGAUGGGUUCUUGUCCCCUACUAAGCUCAUUGAGAGAGCUCACCGCAAUGGCGUGAAAGUUCUUGCUCUGACAGAUCACGACACAUUAUCGGGUAUACCUGAGGCCCUAGAAGCAGCUCGGAGACUCAAUAUCAAGAUUAUCCCUGGUGUAGAGAUCAGCACUAUAUUCACUUCUUCUGGAUUGGAUCCCCAGACAGAGGAACCAGUGCACAUACUCGCGUACUACAGCAGCUGUGGGCCCACGAGGUAUGAGGAGCUAGAUAAGCUCCUCUCCAACAUACGGGAAGGCCGAUUUAUCCGUGCUCGGGACAUGGUCGCGAAGCUCAAUAAGCUAAAGCUUCCCCUCAAAUGGGAGAGCGUUGCCCGAAUUGCCGGCAAAGGUGUAGCACCAGGAAGAUUGCACGUUGCCCGUGCGAUGGUUGAAGCAGGCUAUGUGGAGAAUCUGAAGCAGGCCUUUGCUCGGUAUCUUUUUGACGGUGGGCCUGCCUAUUCAACAGGGAGUGAGCCUUCUGCAGAAGAAACAGUGCGAUUGAUACAUGAUACAGGGGGUGUUUCUGUUCUUGCACAUCCAUGGGCUUUGAAAAAUCCCGUCCCGAUCAUCAGAGGUCUACGAGAAGCCGGUCUUAAUGGACUAGAAGUCUGUAGAAGUGACGGGAAAUUGUCAGCGUACAGUGACCUAGCCGAUACUUACGGUCUUCUGAAACUUGGAGGAUCAGAUUUUCAUGGGAGAGGCGGGAACAGCGAGUCCGAGCUCGGAAGCGUAAACCUCCCCAUCAUUGCCCUCCAUGAAUUCCUCCGAGUUGCAAGACCAAUUUGGUGCAAAGCAAUAAAAGACAUUUUACAAACUUAUGCUGACGAGCCCUCUGACGUGAAUCUAGCUAGAAUCACAAGGUUUGGGAGGAUCAGGGUUUCGAAAGGAGUCUCUUCUGCAGGAUCUAGUGAAGAGGACUUGAUCGAACGUUGCCUGUCUUCGUGGUUGACAGUUGAAGAGAGGCAAAAUGCGGAGUUCAAAGUUAUUCAGUCAAAGUUUUCGAGCGUCUCGAUUCAAUAGAUGGUAGAACAGCUAAGCUCUUUGUUGCUUUUAGACCACACCAUGUAUCAAUUUGAGAAAUUAAUUCCUGCAGAUGCAGGUGGUCUUUUUGUUCCA
Messenger RNA from Punica granatum (pomegranate), 1535 nucleotides. Lineage: Eukaryota; Viridiplantae; Streptophyta; Magnoliopsida; Myrtales; Lythraceae. The record is from RefSeq and is a predicted model, not a curated record.